UGUAUAUGAAGUAUUGCUGUAAUCCUGCAUCAUAUGACGAACAGAUAAGUAACAUUACAGAAACUGCCAAGCUGAAAAUUAUGGAUGCAGUCAUAUAUACCAAGUUGAUACUGAUUCUGUUUAGCAGCAAUUUUCUGGAUAUUAACAAUGCCACACCUAGAAACUUUCAAUUGGAAUUCCCCUGUUCAACGUUCUACAAGAAAGGAGAACUUAAAAUUGAUUGUUCUCAUAAAAAUCUGAGAUACAUUCCUGAUUUACCAUCGAACACAGUCUAUCUAAAUUUAAAACAUAACCUCAUAAUCCAAAUACCAAACAAUACUUUUGAACACAUGACUGAUCUAAAGGUACUAGACCUACCAUUCAACAAGCUACAGUCAAUGAAUGACUAGACAUUCAAUGGACUUGGAAACCUGAAGCAUCUUAAAUUGAACAAGAACAAGUUGACAGGUGAAAUGCUAAAUAAAAGCUUCAAAUAUAUGACCUGUCUUACCCAUCUGGAUCUAUCAUUCAAUAUGUUACAGAGAAUAAAUGAGCAGACAUUUAUUGGACUUCAAAACCUGCAAAAUCUUCAGCUGAAUAAUAAUAUACUUUAUUAUAGUAUACUGAACUUUCCACCAGGAAGUUUUAAACCUUUGGAAUCGGUCACAAGGCUUUCUUUUCAAAACAACAAUUUUAUGCCAAAAAUAUUUCUUAGUCGAACUACUGUUUUUCCAGAUAAAACAAUUUCUGAUUUAACAAUGCUAGAAAUUUUAGAACUGGACAGUAAUACAGGUUUUGGUGAUAAAGCAAUUUUUGGGAAAGGGUUCUCCUCACUUAAAAAUCUUUAUUUACUCAAUGCUUAUUACUGUGAAACGUUUAUUCUAGAAAGUGACACGUUCCAGUACACACCAAAUUUAACACAUGUAUACUUCAACCAUUGUUCGCUUAAAGUAUACAGAAAACAUGAUGAAUUUUCAAAAUUAAUGAAGCUGAAAGUAUUACAACUAAAUGGAUGGUAUUCAUAUAGUCCAGAUAUACAUGAAGAUGAGAGACUGCUUGCUUUAAUUUCUGGUUUGUCAAAUACAACCAUUGAAAUACUGAAAAUGCAUUAUCUUUUCAAUUCAUUUUACUCAGUCUCUCUUUCAAACAUAAUGAAUAAUAUAAGUGUUGAAUUGAACAAAGCACCUAUUCAAGAUCUGCAUUUUACAAAUAAUUCAAACGUACAGUUUAAUGAAAGGGACAUGCCUGUAAAAGUGCAACCUAGCCUUAGAACUCUUAAUCUAGGUGAUAAUUCUUUGAACGCAUUAAAACUUAACAUCAAACAAGUCACAUUCUUACAUUUAGAAAAUAACAGACUUGGAAAUUAUCUGGCAAAUAAUAGCCUCUGGAUACAAGAGAAUAAACUGGAAUAUAUAAGUCUGUCGAACAACUCUAUUUACAAACUUCACACUACAAUCUUCGAAGGACAAAAGUACCUCAGAGUUAUUGAUUUAAGAUUUAAUUUUCUGAAAGAUAUUAAUUUUGAUAUGACUUCUCUUGUGAAUUUAGAGAUUUUGAAUGUCAAAAACAAUAAAAUAAAAUUUUUGAGUGACCAAUCAAUAAAGGAGCUAGACAAAGUUUUUAAGAACAAUGUCAAUGCAAGGAUUGACCUCAGUAAUAACCCUCUUCAGUGUAGCUGUUUUACAUUUCCAUUUUUGAACUGGAUGAGGCUUGGUCAUAAGCAUUUUACCAAUUUUAUGCAGUUCAGAUCUUCAUUUGAAAAUGGAACUUUUUCAAUUCCUAAUUCAUUUGAAGAUGUAAUACUUAAUCUACAGAGAGAUUGUACGAAUCAAUUUUAUUUGAUAAUAAGUGUGUCAUUUACUGUUUUGGCUUUUAAAGCAGUAUUAUCAGCAGCAAUUAUUUACAGACACAGAUGGAAACUGUGUUACUUAUUUUACACAGCAAAAUUAAAGUAUACAUCUCACAGGAACAUGGAAGAAAAUUUGAAUGAAUAUGUUUACGAUGCUUUUAUUUCUUAUUCUGAAAAUGAUUGUAAAUUUGUUAUAGGAGAAUGCAUCAAAAAUCUUGAAGAAAAUGAAAAUAUGAAAUUAUGCAUACAUCAGAGAGAUUUCAUACCAGGAGAAGAGAUAACACAAAAUAUCAUCAGUGCUAUUCAAAACAGCCAGAAAACUAUAUGCAUAAUUAGCCGAUCUUUUCUUGAGUCUUAUUACUGUAUGUUUGAAUUCAACAUGGCAAGAAUGGAAAGUAUUCAUUCAAGGAAUGGAAAAAAUGUGUUAUUUCUCGUAUUUUAUGAGAAGUUGCUACCAGAGGAGUUGCCUCUGGUAUUAUAUGAACUAAUACAGAAACAGUCGUACAUUGAAUACCCCAAUGAUGAGCAUGGCAAUGUCAUUUUUUGGGACAAGGUUAAAGAUGCUAUACAUGCAUAAUUCUUCAGAUUUAUGCUCUUAUAAUAUACUAGAUAAUGGAGUGUGUGUCCGAGCGAUCUCUUUGACAUAUUCCCCAUUUCCAUUCUCAAUUUUAUAAUUGUAAAAUAUAUUUUUGAGAAGAAAAAUGUGUACGUUUUAGUUCGUAACAUAUUGUAUAGAUAUUGUCAUCGAGUUUUGUUGAAACCACUUUGUUGACCACUGGAUGUAUUUUUUUAUUUUUAUAAUUGGGUUGCUGUCAGUAAUAUGUAUAUCCUUGUUUGCACCAUAUUCAUAAAUACACUUUACAUUUAUCUUAAGUACAAGAAUAAGGAAAAAUUUAAUGCAAUUAAAAAACAUACAAGGCAAAGUGAUGAAAAUGAAACAUCUUAAAUAGGGAUAUCAGAAAAUAACCAUUAAGGCUAUUGGAAAAAAAUCCCUACAGAAUGUUUUUAUAUAUGAGCUGAGAACUUUCUUACCAAUGAAUUUUUCUGUUAUAUAGUCUGUCAAACCAAUGUACUUUUAUGCUUCCACAAUUUUACCUGUGACUUUGUAGUGUUUGAUAUGAUUGUAUGGGGAAGGUUAAAAACUCUUUUUAACUACACUAACUCAAUCACCAGUAUGUGGGGACAGUGCCUGCGGUGAGCCAAUAACUUCAUCAGUGUUUGUUGUUGUCUAUCAAAGAAUAUUGUGAACGUGUCAGAUCUUUUGUAGUAUGUCAAAAUUCAAUUACACUUUUGACAGACUCUGCAUGAAUAACAUGAAAAAGCACCAUUUUUUGACAACCUUGUGGUGACCACUUGAUUUCUAGUUUUAGAUUGAUCUAAAUUAGUAAACUUAUCCCUCAUAUUCACCUUUCUUUAUACGAUUAACACUUAUGCAAUGAUAAAACGGGAUAUGGGUUUCGCAAAAAUGAAAAUUCACAUUUUAAUUUUGAUAGCAUUAUUUGUAUACAGCAUGUAACCUGAAAUCAUUAUAAUGAAUCACACAUUUUUAUCUUUUGUUCAACAAUUGCGAUGAUAAAUGCAUGCCAAAAUUUCUGAAUUUACAGUUAUUCUGGUAAAACACACUAAUUCAAAUGACAUCACCUAUUAUUUAAAUAGCUGUUGGUAAUUUUUAUAAAAUUGUAAAAGAUGGUUGACACAUGUAAGGUUUCUAUUGCAAAACUCAGCGAUACUUAAUUUACAGUGUAUAAAAUCUUUAUUUUCUUGUAAAUUAAAAGCCAAAGUUUACAGAGUCAAAUACACUACAGUUCAGGUGGAUUUUACUUUCUCCACCUGCCCACGGUGGGAAGCCCACUAAAAUUAAAUCUAAAAUUUUGUAAAAACAUUGAAUACAAUAGCUUUUCUAAUUUUUUCAAAAAGAAAUGGCAAGUCCACUCUGAAGGAUUGGCACUGGGGACAUCUAGAAUUGUGCCCACUCUCAACAUGGGCAGGUGGAAAUGGAAAAUAUGUGGAGCACAAAUUAGAAGACCAAAAGGAGAAUAGCCAAAAUAUUAAGUCAACUUUGCCCAAAGAGGAAAUAUACCAACCUAAAAACCUUUUUACCACAAGUAUUGUAUUUGAUGUAGUUCUGCAUGAUCCAUUCAAAAAUAAAUGUUGUUAUUCUUUUAUUAAAAAGACAAAUGUGA
Molecule: messenger RNA, 4011 nt
Organism: Mytilus californianus (California mussel)
Lineage: Eukaryota; Metazoa; Mollusca; Bivalvia; Mytilida; Mytilidae
Product: toll-like receptor 4
Exons: 2
Coding region: 453-2405 (650 amino acids)
Biological process (GO): toll-like receptor signaling pathway; inflammatory response; immune response
Cellular component (GO): membrane
Molecular function (GO): protein binding; transmembrane signaling receptor activity
Source: RefSeq, a predicted model, not a curated record